Messenger RNA from Wallemia ichthyophaga EXF-994, 966 nucleotides. Its product is annotated as putative glycosidase C21B10.07. The transcript has 4 exons. NCBI's taxonomy places the organism in Eukaryota, Fungi, Basidiomycota, Wallemiomycetes, Wallemiales, Wallemiaceae. The coding region runs from base 1 to 966 and encodes 321 amino acids. Gene Ontology annotation, biological process: glucan catabolic process. The record is from RefSeq and is a predicted model, not a curated record. Gene Ontology annotation, molecular function: hydrolase activity, hydrolyzing O-glycosyl compounds.
AUGCACCAGUCUCUCAAUUAUAUCGCUCUGGCAUUGCUUCUAGCAGUCCCCCAAACCCUAGCGCACACUUCACGCGCCACGGCUGCUGGAUACACACUUAAGAAUUCCUAUGAAGGAGAGACAUUUUUCGACGGCUUCACUUUCUUUAUCUAUGACGAUCCAACGGCAGGAGCCGUAAACUACGUCGACAAAGCGACAGCGUUCAGCAAGGGCCUAGCGGGGUAUGAUUCAGGCACUCCGUACAUCCAGUUCGACAAUUGGUCACAGCUGUCCGCGACUGGCGAUGGCAAACGCGACUCUGUGCGCAUCCAGAGCGACGACUCAUGGAAUGGGGGAGUUUUGACAUUCGACGUAGCUCAAAUGCCCUAUGGACUGGGCACAUGGCCUGCUUUCUGGACGAACGGUCCCGACUGGCCCAAUGGCGGGGAGCUCGAUAUUAUCGAGGGAAUCAACAACGAUACCUAUAACCACGUCACUAUACACACAUAUGACGGGUGCACUCAAAGCGGGACGGCGGCAGCCAUCGGCGAGUACAGCUCAGAGACGCACGACUGCUCUGGCUUCACGCCCACCAAUAGCGGAUGUGGGUUUGAGGACCCCAAUCCGAACAGCUAUGGCGAGGGGCUGAAUAACGGGGGCGGGGGUGUGUUUGCAACAGAGUGGGAUGUUGACGCGGGAACUUUAAAGACGUGGUUCUUUCCGCGCCUCCUCAUCCCCCAAGACAUCCUUAACAACAGUCCCAACCCUCAAAAUUGGGGUCAGCCAGUCUCGCACUUUGUUAGCGAUAGUUGCGACUUGAGCACGUUUACGAAUCAUAGCAUCAUCCUUAAUACCACUUUGUGUGGGUAUUAUGCUGGAAACAACUUCCCUAAUGGUGGCCUGGAGGCAUGCAAUGAGUUCAUCCGCGAUCCAUCUAAUCUCCCUAACAACAAAUGGGUCGUCAACUCAAUCAGGGUGUACGAAUAG